Messenger RNA from Oppiella nova, 1123 nucleotides. NCBI's taxonomy places the organism in Eukaryota, Metazoa, Arthropoda, Arachnida, Sarcoptiformes, Oppiidae. The record is from the annotation of a GenBank genome assembly.
CACCAAGGAUGCCCACACCGACGUGGUGCCCAUAAUGCCCUACAAAGACUCCCUAUCUAGUUAUAUGCGGGACAAAUACCAGGCUAACCAACGUACAAACACCCAGCGCCGUGACCUGGAUACCAGUGCCAUGGAGACGGUUAUGUCUAACCUGACGAAGGAAUACGAGGACGAACUCGAACUCUGGAUAGAGAUGUCCAACACCGAGGACAGGGAUGUGUUCCUGUCAGAGGCCCGGCUUAUCGGCACCCGUAUUGUCAACGAAAACAAGGAUCGCUAUAAUCUGAGACUCAAUUUACGUGAACUUCGGGACCAGAUUCAGACCAUAGCCUCGGAAAUGGUGGACGAGUUUGAAGAGCACGUGAAGAGCCGGCGCCGGGCAAAGGAAGGGCUCAUGAAAAAGGUUAUCCAUUGGUAUAAGGAGGAGAUCCGCAAAAAAAAUCCUGACAAAAAGUUUAUAAUACCGGAACGAUUGGAGGGCAUUCACCUGGAUCUAGUGAGACUUGGUUUAAAAAAGUUCCAACAUGAGCGUGGACAUAUUACCAAUGAUAGGUACGAGAGCAUUACACGCGACACUAUGGAAGUCGCAUAUAAAAAGGUGCAAGAUGAAAACGACCAAAACGCACCUACUAUUCCUGCAAUUGGCAUAGACCUGGGCACCACCAACUCGUGUGUGGGCUACUACGACCCGGGCCGACACACCGCGGGACAGGUAGUCAUAUUCAAGAACCAGCGCCGGAACGAUGUGACGCCCAGUUGUGUGGAGUAUAGGCCUAAUAGUGAACGCCCGGUGGUGGGCGAGGAGGCUAAGGACAACCGGUUGGCAAACCCCCGGAACAUCAUAUUCUCGGCAAAACGGCUUAUCGGGCGCCGGUAUGACAACCCAGAAGUACAGCACGACUUUGUCGACCCCAACACCAAACUAUAUCCCUUCGAAGUGGUUGACGUGGGGGACAAUAGGGCGGACGUGGAGGUCGAGGUGGACGGUGUGGUCGCUAAGUAUUUACCGGAGGAGGUGUCGGCCCACGUGUUAAGGAAGAUGAAAGAGGUGGCGGAGGAGCGGUUGGGGUACGCCAUACAAAAUGCGGUGAUAACUGUACCUGCUUACUUCAAUGACGCCUAG